AGGUCUCGGGCCCUCAGGCGGGGCGGCGGGCGCCGGACCCCCAGGAGGAGCGACACCGUCUCGGGCCCUCAGCGAGUCGGCGGGGCCGGACCGCUGGCACUGGGUCGACAGGUCUGGACCCUCACUGGGAUCAGGAUUGGCUGGACAGCGGGCAUCGGGUCACCAGGACAUCAGGUCAUUUGGCUCGACAGCGGGCACCGCGUCAUCUGGCAAGGCAGUGGGCUCCGAGUCAACUGGUAUUGGAUCGUCUGGCUGGACAGCGGGCACUGGGUCACCAGGCAUCAGGUCAUUUGGCUCGACAGCGGGCACCGCGUCAUCUGGCAAGGCAGUGGGCUCCGAGUCAACAGGCACGACAGUGAGCACCGGGUCAUCAGGUACCGGAUUGUCUGGCUCGACAGCGGGCAUCGGGUCACCAGGUAUGACAGCGGGCACUGGGUCACCAGGCAUCAGGUCAUUUGGCUCGACAGCGGGCACCGGAUCAGGUACCGGAUCAUCUGGAUCAACAGCGGGCAUCGAGUCAACUGGCCUAAUAGGAUCGUCAGGCUGGAUCAGUUCAUCAUGCUGGGUAGAGGCAUCAGGCUGAAUCGG
Molecule: messenger RNA, 588 nt
Organism: Staurois parvus
Lineage: Eukaryota; Metazoa; Chordata; Amphibia; Anura; Ranidae
Source: the annotation of a GenBank genome assembly